This is a messenger RNA of Condylura cristata (star-nosed mole), 2491 nucleotides long. It is a transcript of the gene FSHR, whose product is annotated as follicle stimulating hormone receptor. Gene Ontology annotation, molecular function: follicle-stimulating hormone receptor activity; G protein-coupled receptor activity. The transcript has 10 exons. Gene Ontology annotation, biological process: follicle-stimulating hormone signaling pathway; male gonad development. The coding region runs from base 72 to 2138 and encodes 688 amino acids. Gene Ontology annotation, cellular component: membrane. NCBI's taxonomy places the organism in Eukaryota, Metazoa, Chordata, Mammalia, Eulipotyphla, Talpidae. The record is from RefSeq and is a predicted model, not a curated record.
UGUGUGAGCCUUUGAAAUCCAUGAUUUUUUUCUGCAGAUGUAGGAAGAAGGAAGUGGAUGAAUAAAUAAGCAUGGCCUUGCUCCUGGUCUUCUUGCUGGCGUGCCUGAGCUUGGGCUCAGGAUGUCAUCAUCAGAUCUGUCACUGUUCUAAUGGGGUUUUCCUCUGCCAAGAGAGCCAAGUGACAGAGAUUCCCUCGGACCUGCCCAGGAAUGCAGUUGAACUGAGAUUUGUCCUCACCAAGCUUCAAGUUAUCCCGAAAGGAGCAUUUUCAGGAUUUGUGGACCUGGAGAAAAUAGAGAUCUCACAGAAUGAUGCCUUGGAAGUGAUAGAGGCCAAUGUGUUCUCCGACCUGCCAAAAUUACAUGAAAUUAGAAUUGAAAAGGCCAACAACUUGCUGUACAUUGACCCUGAGGCUUUCCAGAACCUUCCCAACCUCCGAUAUCUGUUAAUAUCCAACACAGGCAUUAAGCACUUGCCAGCUGUUCACAAAAUUCAAUCCUUACAGAAGGUUCUACUAGAUAUUCAAGAUAACAUAAACAUCCACACAGUUGAAGGAAAUUCUUUUGUGGGACUGAGUUUUGAAAGUAUGAUCCUGUGGCUGAAUAAAAAUGGAAUUCAAGAAAUACACAACUGUGCAUUCAAUGGAACCCAACUAGAUGAGUUGAAUCUCAGUGAUAACAGUCAUUUGGAAGAACUGCCUAACGAUGUUUUCCAGGGAGCCUCUGGACCAGUCAUUCUAGACAUUUCAAGAACCAGAAUCCGCUCCUUACCUAGCUAUGGCUUAGAAAAUCUUAAGAAGCUACGGGCCAGGUCGGCUUACAACUUAAAAAAACUUCCCAGUCUGGAAAAGUUUGUCUCACUCAUGGAAGCCAGUCUCACCUACCCCAGCCACUGCUGCGCCUUUGCAAACUGGAGACGACAGAUCUCUGAGCUUCAUCCAAUUUGCAACAAAUCUAUUUUAAGGCAAGAAAUUGAUGAUAUGACUAAAGCUAGGGGUCAGAGAGUGUCUUUGGCAGAAGAUGAUGAGUCCAGUUACACCAAAGGAUUUGACACAAUGUACAGUGAAUUUGACUAUGACUUAUGCAAUGAAGUAGUUGAUGUGACUUGCUCUCCUAAGCCAGAUGCAUUCAACCCGUGUGAAGAUAUCAUGGGGUAUGAUAUUCUCAGAAUCUUGAUAUGGUUUAUAAGCAUCCUCGCCAUCACCGGGAACAUCACAGUACUGGUGAUUCUGAUUACCAGUCAAUAUAAACUCACAGUUCCCCGCUUCCUUAUGUGCAACCUAGCCUUUGCUGAUCUCUGCAUUGGAAUCUACCUGCUGCUCAUAGCAUCAGUUGAUAUCCACACCAAAAGCCAAUACCACAACUAUGCCAUAGAUUGGCAAACUGGAGCUGGCUGUGAUGCAGCCGGCUUUUUCACUGUCUUUGCCAGUGAGCUCUCAGUCUACACUCUCACAGCCAUCACGCUGGAAAGGUGGCACACCAUUACUCAUGCCAUGCAGGUAGACUGCAGGGUGCAGCUCCGCCAUGCUGCCAGUGUCAUGCUCAUAGGCUGGAUCUUUGCUUUUACAGUUGCGCUCUUUCCCAUUGUCGGCAUCAGUAGCUACAUGAAGGUUAGCAUCUGCCUGCCCAUGGACAUUGACAGCCCCUUGUCACAGCUGUAUGUCAUGUCCCUCCUUGUACUCAAUGUCCUAGCCUUUCUGGUCAUCUGUGGCUGCUACACCCACAUCUAUCUCACAGUGAGGAACCCCAACAUCGUGUCUUCCUCUAGUGACACCAAGAUUGCCAAGCGAAUGGCCAUGCUCAUCUUCACGGACUUCCUCUGCAUGGCCCCCAUCUCCUUCUUUGCCAUCUCUGCUUCCCUCAAGGUACCGCUCAUCACUGUGUCCAAAUCUAAGAUCCUCCUGGUCCUGUUCUACCCCAUCAACUCGUGCGCCAACCCCUUCCUCUAUGCCAUCUUCACCAAAAACUUCCGCAGGGACUUCUUCAUUCUGCUGAGUAAAUUUGGCUGGUAUGAAAUGAAAGCCCAGCUAUACAAGACAGAAACUUCAUCCACUGCCCAUCACUCCCAUUCACGGAAUGGCCACUGCCCUCCAGCACCCAGGUCCCCAGUGGUUCCAAUUAUACAUUUGUCCCUCUAAGCCAUGUAGCCCAGAACUAAACCAAAAUGUGCAAAUCCAGCUAAGUGUCAUUUAGUCUCACUUGUGAAGAAUGUGCCAGGAGCUAGCUGACUGAAUGCAUCUAAUGUAAAUCUUCUUGGUACACCUGUCAGCUAAAAUCAGAACAAUUAACUCCAUGUGGUAGAUUAGGAAGUUCAAGUAUUAAUGACAAUGACUGAUUUAAUAUUAUGUUACAUUUGUUUUAUAUUUUGCAGUGCUUUUGUUCAGAUUAUCUCAAUUGGUUUUUAUAUAAGUGUCCUAUAAAUACGGAUUGUUAGAGAUGGGGAAACCAACACUCAAAGAGCUAGGCAACUUGUUCAAACUGCUUGGCUUGU